AUGUUGCUACUUCGGCAGCCAGCUGUGGCGAGAAGAACGGCCCAUAUGGCCAAGUGCUUGACGCUGCUGGGGCUUCAGUCCCCUCGGCCUGCUGUGUAUAAACAGCUUCCAAGUCAAGGAAGAAGCUUCCACCAUUCUCCCAUUCAUGGAUCCACCAGGUCCACUGUUAUCCAAUUGUUGAACAACAUUGGCUCCAAGCGUGAGGUAGAACAGUACUUGAAGUACUUUACGUCCGUUUCGCUGCAGCAGUUUGCUGUUAUCAAGGUUGGAGGUGCCAUUAUCACACAACAGCUUCCUGAGUUGGCGCUGUGUUUGGCAUUCUUGUACCAUGUUGGUUUGUUUCCAAUUGUUUUGCAUGGCACGGGGCCUCAGAUCAACGAGCUUUUGGAGUUUGAGGGCGUCGAGCCAGAAUAUAUUGAUGGUAUCCGUGUCACCAACCCCAAGACCAUGGAGAUUGUGAGAAAGUGCUUUUUGGAGCAGAACUUGAGACUUGUCACUGCUUUGGAAGAGAUGGGCGUCCAUGCUCGUCCAAUCACAACUGGUGUGUUUGGUGCUGACUACUUGGAUAAGGACAAGUACCAGUUGGUCGGUAAGAUCGACGCUGUGAACAAGCUGCCUGUUGAGGCUGCCAUUGACUCUGGUUACUUGCCCAUUUUGACUUCCUUGGCCGAGACUCCCUCGGGCCAGUUGUUGAAUGUUAACGCUGACGUGGCUGCUUCUGAAUUGGCCAGACAAUUCGAGCCAUUGAAGAUUGUGUACUUGAACGAAAAGGGUGGUCUUGUGAACGGUCAGACCAACGAGAAGAUCUCUGCCAUCAAUUUGGACGAGGAGUACGAUGACUUGAUGAAACAACCAUGGGUCAAGUACGGUACCAAGUUGAAGCUCAAGGAGAUCCACGAUUUGUUGGAGCACUUGCCCAGAUCCUCCUCUGUGGCUAUUAUUGACGUGCACGACUUGCAGAAGGAAUUGUUCACCGACUCUGGUGCUGGUACUUUGAUCAGAAGAGGUUACAAGUUGAUCAACAGAAACUCGUUGAGCGAGUUCUCCAACCCUGACUUGUUGCGUCAAGCUCUCUUGAGAGACCCUCUGGUCAAGUCGGGCAAGAUCUCUGUGGCCUCUUACUUGAAGCAUUUGGAGAACGUUCCAUUCAGAUCCUACGGCGACGGUCCUUUGGAAGUUUUGGCAAUUGUCACUGAACAGCCUUCUGCCAGCGGUGAGGUUAUUCCUAAGUUGGACAAGUUCUUGUCUUCCAGAACCGGCUGGCUCAACAACGUUACCGACAACAUUUUCAACGCCAUGAGAAAGGACUACACCUCAUUGUACUGGGUGGUGAACGAGAAUGACGCCAACUUGGCCUGGUACUUCUCCAAGUCUGACGGUUCUUUUGCUAAGAACGGUGAGCUUUUGUUCUGGUACGGCCUCGAUACCGACCAGGCUGCUGAGCUCAUCAGACAAUUCGACGCACACAGAGUUGGUGCUGCCAUUUCUUCUGAAAACGACUCCGUUUUCUCCUCUUCUGUGAAAACCCAGAAGAGAUCCUUCCACACCAGCACAAGAAGAAGAGCACCCAACUCCACCACCAACCCAAACCCACCAAGAGUCAAGGGCACCAACACCAAGAGAGGUAAGGUUGCUCUUAUUGGCGCUAGAGGUUACGUUGGUCAGAACUUGAUUUCUCUCAUUGACAAGCACCCCCAGUUGGACUUGGCUCUCGUUUCCUCCAGAGAAUUGAACGGCCAGAAGCUUGUGGGCUACAACAAGGCCAACAUUGUCUACUCCAACUUGCAGACCGAGGACAUUUUAGAAUUGGAGAAGAACAAGGAGAUCGAUGUGUGGGUGAUGGCUCUUCCCAACGGUGUUUGUAAGCCAUUUGUGGAGGCCUUGGAAUCUGUUGAGGGUUCUACUUCCAAAAUCAUUGACUUGUCUGCUGACUACCGUUUCGACACCACCGGUGAGUGGGUAUACGGUUUGCCUGAGUUGAUCGACAGAAGCGAAAUUGCCAAUGCCAGAAAAAUCUCCAACCCUGGCUGCUAUGCUACUGCAGCUCAGGUUGCCAUCAACCCAUUGGUCAAGUACGCCUCUGGUACUCCCACCGUUUUUGGUGUUUCUGGAUACUCUGGUGCCGGAACCAAGCCUUCCAAGAAGAACGACCUUACCUACCUCACUGACAACUUGGUGCCAUACUCUUUGACCGACCACAUCCACGAAAAAGAGGUGAGCAAGCAGCUUGGCCUUGACAUUGCGUUCAUUCCCCAUGUGGCCCAAUGGUUCCAAGGUAUUUCAGCCACUGUUUCCAUCCCCAUCAAGCCUAAGUCCUUGACAGCAAGAGAAAUCAGACAAAUCUACCAGGAGCGUUUUAUGGGCGAGCAGCUCAUUGAGGUUUCUGGCGAGUCUCCAGUGGUGAAGGAUAUCAGCGGCAAGCACGGCGUUGUUGUUGGUGGUUUUGCUGUCAACUCUCAGGAAAACAGAGUUGUCAUUGUGGCAACCAUUGACAACUUGCUCAAGGGUGCUGCUACCCAGUGUUUGCAGAACAUCAACUUGACCAUGGGCUACGGCGAGUACGACGGCAUCCCCACCAAAUAG
Messenger RNA from Candidozyma duobushaemuli, 2583 nucleotides. It is a transcript of the gene ARG5,6, whose product is annotated as bifunctional acetylglutamate kinase/N-acetyl-gamma-glutamyl-phosphate reductase. NCBI's taxonomy places the organism in Eukaryota, Fungi, Ascomycota, Pichiomycetes, Serinales, Metschnikowiaceae. The transcript has a single exon. Gene Ontology annotation, biological process: L-arginine biosynthetic process. Gene Ontology annotation, molecular function: N-acetyl-gamma-glutamyl-phosphate reductase (NADP+) activity; NADP+ binding; protein dimerization activity. Bases 1 to 2583 code for a protein of 860 amino acids. Gene Ontology annotation, cellular component: cytoplasm; mitochondrion; mitochondrial matrix. The record is from RefSeq and is a predicted model, not a curated record.